Messenger RNA from Cantharellus anzutake, 612 nucleotides. RefSeq lists its product as uncharacterized. The transcript has a single exon. The record is from RefSeq and is a predicted model, not a curated record. Bases 1 to 612 code for a protein of 203 amino acids. NCBI's taxonomy places the organism in Eukaryota, Fungi, Basidiomycota, Agaricomycetes, Cantharellales, Hydnaceae.
AUGUGUAACUCUUGUCUUCUAUUAGACAUCGAUUCAAUCAAGAUGUUCAACUUUAUCAGAAACACAAACCUUCCACGGAAGGCUUAUGCUCAACUUGCUAAAUUCUGGGGCAGUCGCAUCCACGUUGAGUCCCUAUACAAGUUAUUUCGCCAUAUUUUGGAGUUAUCAAAUAUUGAGACCACAGUCUAUGACUGCUGCAUUAAUAGCUGUUGUGCAUUUACAGGGACCGAUUACAAAACUGCCGAAUUGUGCCCAUAUUGCCAUGAACCUAGAUUUGACAAGCACUGCCGGAGUCGAAACACAUUUGAAUACAUUCCUCUUACAUCUCGCAUCAAAUCCAUGUUCCUCAACUGCAGUCUGACUGAGAGAAUGACAUACCGUUCGAACUUUGAAUUCAACGCUGGCUGUUAUGACGACGUCUUCAGUGGUUCUCACUACCAACAUCUCACCUCCGAAUAUGUUGUUGUCGAUGGAGUGAGACAUCCCCAUCUUUUCUUCAGUGAUUCUCAUGACAUUGCUCUGGGUAUCUUGACUGAUUGUCAUAUCCAUCCCCAGCUAUCGACUUCCGGUCCCUCCGAUCCCUCCAGUCUACCUCCGCUCCUUCUUCACUAA